Malus domestica (apple) is the source of this 504-nucleotide messenger RNA. Lineage: Eukaryota; Viridiplantae; Streptophyta; Magnoliopsida; Rosales; Rosaceae. The record is from RefSeq and is a predicted model, not a curated record.
AUGAUAAGAAUUGACAUAGUAGUUGGGGUGGUGGCAACGAUAGCAGUGGCGGGGCUAGUGGUGGUGGCAGUGGCAAUGGUGGAUGUGUCUAGUGCUGCCAAUAAUGAAGUGUGGUGGUUAAGGAGGCGACAAUUGCGUAAAUUUGGCGGUUGCAAUUGUUGUGGUGGCAACAAAAAUGGUUGUGGUACUAGUAGUGGCGGUGGCUGUUAUAAUGGUGGUAGAGGCGGUGGCAACAACGAUGGUAAUUGUAGCGGCAGUGGUGACGAUUGUGGUAUUGGAGGUGGUGGCAAUUAUGACGACAGUAACAACAACGAUGGUGCUAAUGGUAGUUGUGGUGCUAGAGGUGGCAAUUGUGGUUGUUGUGGUGGUGUUGGUCGUGGCAACUACGAUGGCGGUGGUGGUGGCGCUUGUAGUGUCAAUGAUGAUAGAAGGUUAGUGGUUGUAGUGUUACUGGUAGAUGGUGGUGGUCACUUUGUUCUUCCGAGGGAGAAAAUGUCAUUUUAA